Messenger RNA from Spinacia oleracea (spinach), 2859 nucleotides. RefSeq names its product receptor protein kinase-like protein ZAR1. Gene Ontology annotation, molecular function: protein binding; protein kinase activity; ATP binding. Gene Ontology annotation, biological process: protein phosphorylation. The record is from RefSeq and is a predicted model, not a curated record. Lineage: Eukaryota; Viridiplantae; Streptophyta; Magnoliopsida; Caryophyllales; Amaranthaceae. The coding region runs from base 592 to 2592 and encodes 666 amino acids. The transcript is spliced from 2 exons.
UCUGAAGAAUCAGAUCAGACCAGAUCAUAUCAGAAAAAAUAAGUUCAGAUCAGAUAAGUUCAGAUCAUAUCAGACCAGAUCAGAUCAGACCAGAUCAGAUCAGGAGAAACAAGGUGAACUACACCCAAUCAUUACACAAAUACCUAAACAAACCAAGAUUAUAUUUUUCUUAAUUCACUCCCCGAUUCCAACCGGGAAUAACUUGAAGGAACAAAGAAAGUAAUUAAUUCAACCCAAAAGAACAACUACCAUUUGCACAAGCACCUUACCUUACCCCCUUGUAAGCUUCUCAAAAUUCAAAAAUCGAACCAUACAUUCAAACAUGUGCCCUUUCUAGACAUAACAAUGACCUGGGUCCCCUUUCUUGUAAAUCACACUAUCAUACACAUUCAUACUAUCUCAGUCACUAACUAAAAAAGUACAUCGAAAUCAACAAUCCACACACUUAACACUCUCUUUCAAUUCAAAUCCAAAAACUAUGCUUCCCUUUCAUCUCCUUCUUUGGCUUCACUCCUCUCACUCUGCUGCAACUACACCUGCAACACCUCGUUGCAUUCCUCCUUCAUUUCCAUUCCCCUUAAUAAACCAGCCAUGAAAACAACCACAUUCAUCCGUCUUCUCAUCCUCCUCCACCUCUCAUUUUCUCUCUCCUCUGCCGCCCUAAACUCGGACGGACUCUCUCUGCUCGCCCUCAAAUCCGCCAUCAUUUCCGACCCAACUCGCUCCCUCUCCACUUGGUCCGAGUCUGAUUCAUCCCCGUGCCACUGGCUCGGCGUACGCUGCACUCGUGACCGCGUUACUGACCUUUCUCUCUCUAACAAAGAGUUAACCGGCUACAUCCCCUCUGAACUCGGCGCCAUUCUCUCUCUUCGCCGUCUUUCUCUCUCCUAUAACAACUUCUCCAGCACUAUCCCAACUCGUCUCUUCAAUGCCACUUCUCUUACUUCCCUCGACCUCUCUCACAACUCUCUCUCCGGCCCUAUUCCGGCCCAGGUUGGCUCCCUUGUGGGCCUUCGUUUCUUGGACCUUUCCUCGAAUUUUCUUAAUGGGUCUCUUCCGGGUGGGCUCAGUGGGCUGACCUUAUUGGAAGGGACGCUUAACUUGUCGUUUAAUCAGUUUUCCGGCGAAGUUCCAGAGAGUUUUGGGAGGUUCCCGGUGAUGGUUAGCUUGGACCUCCGGCAUAAUAAUCUAACCGGGAAAAUUCCUCAGGUGGGGUCGCUGUUGAAUCAGGGGCCCACUGCGUUUGCCGGAAACCCUAAUUUGUGCGGCUUUCCGUUGAAUUCGCCGUGCCCCGAAGCACAAAACCCUAAUUUAAUUCCUUCAAAUCCUGAAAAUCCAGGCGACCCUAAAAUCCCUGAUUUGAUUGGUGAGGAGAAUACAGAAAAAGGGAGAAAGAAAAUUUCAAUGUCGUUGAUUUUAGGGGUUUUUGCAGUUUUGAUAGCUGGGGGUGUGUUGGUGUUUUUGUUUGUGGUGAGGAAGAACUUGAGGGCAAGGGAGGGUAGAAUGGGGAAUGACAAUGAGGAGAAAAUGGGGAGAGGGGAGGUGGUGAGUCACGUGAGGGUAGUGGUGGGGGAGGAGGAGGACGACGACGUUGACAAAGGGCAAAGGAGUAAAUUCGUGGUGGUGGAUGAGGAGGGUUUUGGAUUGGAAUUAGAGGAUUUGUUGAGGGCAUCAGCUUAUGUAGUGGGAAAGAGUAGGAGUGGGAUAGUGUACAAAGUGGUGGUUGGCGGUGGUAAAGGGUCAGGUGUGGUGCCACCAACGGUUGUUGCUGUGAGGAGGUUGAGCGAGGCUGAUGAUGUCACGUGGCGGCUCAGGGAUUUUGAGGCUGAGGUGGAGGCUAUUAGUAGGGUCCAACAUCCUAAUAUAGUAAGGUUGAGGGCUUAUUAUUAUGCACAAGAUGAGAAGCUAUUGGUUUCUGAUUUCAUCCGCAAUGGCAGCUUGUACACUGCACUGCAUGGUGGAUCCUCCAAUGAUUUAUCACCAUUAUCAUGGGGUUCAAGACUGAAAAUCGCACAAGGAACUGCAAAGGGUUUGAUGCACAUACAUGAGUGCAGCCCAAGAAGAUAUGUUCAUGGAAAUAUCAAAUCAUCCAAAAUUCUAGUUGACGAGGACCUUCAUGCAUACAUAUCUGGAUUUGGUCUGAACCGUCUUCAAUGUGGGCGUUUGAAAUCAGCAAAUCUGUCAUCAAAAAGGCCCAGUUUAAGCCAAUCCUUGUUAACUGCCUCCAAGAUCCUGGGUCCAUCUGUGGUUGCCUAUUCAGCCCCAGAAACCCAAACUAACGGUGGCAAGCUCACACAAAAAUGCGAUGUUUACUCUUUUGGGAUUGUGCUUAUGGAGAUAUUAACUGGUCAGCUACCAAGUGCGGGGCCUGACAAUGAUGAGAAAGGAUUGGAACACCUUGUUAGAAAGGUUUUCCUUGAAGAGAGAGCUUUAUCUGAGAUUAUAGAUCCAGCAUUGUUGCAUGAAGUUUAUGCUAAGAAGCAGGUGUUGGCUACAUUUCAUAUUGCUCUAAACUGCACAGAAUUGGACCCUGAGCUGAGGCCAAGGAUGAGAACUGUUUCAGAGAGCCUUGAUCGCCUCAACUUUCAAUGAAUGAGGAAGAUGGUAAAUAGUAUGUAAAUGCUACAACUACUUUGUUGAUUCCUUUUGGUGUAGAGGUACAAAUGAUUUCUAGUAGGACUGCUAACGCCGUUUAUUUUUGCUAAUUUCAUUUUAUCUCCCUACUCACUUUCAAUCUCACCUGAAAAUGAACUAAUGUAUGCACAGAUUGUGACGAUUAGGGCUCCGUUUAGUGGGGCAUAAAACAUUUUUAUUGUAAAAUGGUUUUCCAUGGAAAACAUUUUUUAAGGGAAAACACAA